Molecule: messenger RNA, 1792 nt
Organism: Scylla paramamosain (green mud crab)
Lineage: Eukaryota; Metazoa; Arthropoda; Malacostraca; Decapoda; Portunidae
Product: very long chain fatty acid elongase AAEL008004-like
Exons: 9
Coding region: 375-1367 (330 amino acids)
Biological process (GO): fatty acid elongation, polyunsaturated fatty acid; fatty acid elongation, monounsaturated fatty acid; fatty acid elongation, saturated fatty acid
Cellular component (GO): endoplasmic reticulum membrane
Molecular function (GO): fatty acid elongase activity
Source: RefSeq, a predicted model, not a curated record
AAGGCCAGUCAAAAGCACACUACGAUAAUCCAGAGCGUAAAAAAAAAAAACGAGCAAAAAAAGUUGAAUGAGUGAGCAGGAGUGAGCCACUCAAGCUCCGCCCAUCGACCCACAACAACCGCCAGCCCUGCCGGAUGAGGAACGCCCGCACCUGUUCACUCCCAGCAGCUGAGGUGUGCACAACACCUCGCGCUGAGGUCCACAUCACUUCACUCCUUCACAGCCACGCUCAUCUCCUACACCAGGAAAUAUAGAUCACUGGCGGCCUCGUCAAGCUGCUUUCCAAACGUGGGUGUAUUUUUUCCGUCCACUCGUGUUCAUCAGUGAUUAGCUGCUGCUUACUCCAGUCCUUCUUGUCGAGCCCCAAACACAAGAUGCAGCCUCACGCCCCCGCCCCUCACCCGGGGAACGAUCCUCUUGAAAACCUGAAGACGACGGGCAAAUGGGUGGCAAUGAUGAUAACAAUAAGUUAUAUGUUUGGCGACUUGACGGUGGCACGGCAGCUGAAUCCCGAUCCCCGCAUGAACUCCUGGUUCCUUAUGUCCUCACCGAUCCCCACUAUCUUGGCGUCCUUCCUGUUCGUGGCUGGUGUCACCUGGUGGGGACCACAGUACAUGAGAGACAGGAAGCCUGUCUCUGGACUCCGACCUUACAUGAUGGCCUACAACGCCAUCCAGGUCGUCUUCUCUGGCUGGCUCUUCUGGGAGGCGGGCAUGGGCGGCUGGUUCGGGAGUUACUCGUUCGUGUGUCAGAAGUGCGACUACUCGGGCAACCCGCAGGCGAUGAGGAUGUUACGAGUCGGCUACUGGUACCUGCUUUCCAAGUUUGUGGACUUCAUUGACACGAUCUUCUUCAUUAUGAACAAGAAGAACGAACAUGUUUCUCUCCUGCACGUCUGCCACCACUCACUGAUGCCUGUCUGUAUGUGGUACGGCGUGAGGCAUCAUUCUGGAGGACACACAACUCUCUUAAUACUUCUGAACUCGUUCGUGCACACCGUCAUGUACCUGUAUUACCUGCUGGCGGCCAUGGGGCCACGUGUGCGGCCCUUCCUGUGGUGGAAGAAGUACCUCACCACCCUCCAGAUAGUUCAGUUCCUUACGGUUAUGGUGCAGAACGCGAUGGUGUUCUUCGUGGAGUGUGCAGUGCCGUCAGUUCUGCUGAUAUGGGUCAACAGCAUGGCUGUUCUCUUCCUGAUUCUCUUCACUGACUUUUAUAUCAAAGCAUACCGCAGGACAAGCAAAAAUCAGGUGGUGACGUCGAGCCGAGAAUCCUCCAGCAGGCUGAGUCUUCAGACGGAUACCACGACUAAGAUCAUGACGGACCUGUACCGGGCAGAGCUAGUGCGGGCGCGAACGCGGAUUUGAUGUCAACCUCAAAAGCCAGCGCCUCAUCCCUGGGAAAGGGUUCGAUUCCUGUGAGCGUGGAGCAAAAGUUAUGCAUGUGGCAGUGAGGUAGUUUGCUCACGAUUCGCCGUACCUUUCCUUAAUGGCAACUCGGUGGGCAUAAAGUUUCAAGUGUCCCUUCUCGGGAAUGUUUCAGGAAAAGUUCUUAUUAUAUACAAACUAAUGUUAUUACUAUAGUUUCCAUGGAGGACUCGCGGUCAGUGUGAACAGAUUUUCCGCUCUUAAAUAAUGUGUGUCACGCCUUCCCUUCUGAGCGGCUCCUCGAGGCGUAGAGGUGGUGACUCAGUGUUCAAUUGUUGCAUCAUGUAACUGUUGGUCCACUUUGUAUGUCACAGAAGGAGUACUGUUCAACGUUUUAUAGUAAAUAAAGUUUAUUGUUAUGAAAA